ACACCCUUUCAGUUAUUCGCUUUUACUAGUGUUAGAGUUGUGUCCCUUAGCCGGAUGUGACGUCAACGGGGGAUAGAAAUUCGCCAGAGAAAAUAAAAUUUUACUGUGUCGCUGAAGAAAUCAACGUCUUUAGCACAAUAUAUGCGAAUCAUCCCAAAUGCUAUGUUCAGAAACAGUGAAGUACCAUGGGCUGAUGGCUGAACCAGAUCCUGUAACAGAAAAGAAAGUACAACAGUACACGACUGAUUGUCAUAAGCUGUAUGCCAAGGAUGUCCCUGGCGCUGUUUUACCGCAACUUCAACCAGAAAGAUGCAAAGUUACAGAGUUGCGAAUAUGGUUGAAAUGCCGGGGACAAGCUGUGAAAUCGAAUGAGACAAAAGCCGAACUUUGCUUGAGGGUAAAGAAAUUCAGUGACAACCAGGAUAACAUCCUAAUUGUGGAUCCUUAUCCAGACCAGCCAUUUGCAGCUAAGCAGAAGUCGUCCUGUAUGAACUGUCAAGGACAAUCAACAGUGUCAACAGCGGAAGAACAUCUUAAUUUGGAAGAAUGCACAUGGACCCAAAGCACCAGACCGAUCUUCAAAGACUUUUCGUACAUGAACAUUCUGGAAUGGACCAAAAGUUCUGGUAAAGGUUCAAAACUGGGUGUUGAAAAGCCUAUUCAACGAGGCUAUGUGUUUUUUCAUGACGGUUAUGUAUUCGACACAUGGACAUCUGAACGUAACAGUUCAACAAUUGUUAGAUGCAAGUGUUUCCGCUCCAUGAAAACCGGUAAUCAGAAAUAAAGAGUAUUGAAAUAAUCUAAAUUAUAUUUGAAAGUAUUCAAUUUUGUGUUAUUUUAGUGUCAGUAUUUGUGAGAUUCACCUCAAAUCACAUUUAUUCAUUCAAUAUAAUCAUAGGAUCUCAGCUCAUUUUGGUGCAAUACCUGUAUCUGCAUGUUUGUAAUUUUCAGAUUGUGUUUCCUUAAAUUAGUUUAUGAUUUCUAGCUUUCACAUGUUGUCUUUCAUCAUUAAUCUUACAAUUAAUGAUACUUCAUACUGUUUUGUGAUGAACUAUGCUACUCAAAUGUGCUUAUCUUGCAUUAUUUCUGUUGUAAUAAAGCUUAUAUCAUUGAUUACAAAGUGUUUUUACUCAAAGGAUUACGCAAAUCUGUAGCAGAGUCUUAGUGAAAUAGUUGCUAUGGUGUCUGCUAAGCAAUCUGGAGCAACCAGUUUUGAUCCCCAUUGAGAAUCAGUAAUGGUUCUUCCCAGGAAACGAACUUAAGUACUGAUUUGUCUCAAUAUGCAUUGGACUUUCUUAGUUUUACCUAAUAUUUCCCAAAAAAAACUAAAAUUUCUAUUAACAAAAUUAUUUAUUCAGUAGUCAUACAAUCAAAACAAAUUAACAAACAUGAUUAAAAAGAUGUAUAUACAAUUUUUAUGUAAAGGCCACACACCUUAUUUGGCAUAGUAAAUUUAAGUAUGAGUGACAUAUUUUAUCUAUGCCAAUUAGAAUAUAUCUGGUGGUUACAAGGUAGAAAUCCAUCUUUUUUGCACUUUACAACUUAAAAAUAAUCGCGUUUGUCGAAAUGGAUGUGUACGUCUGGAAAUCCUACUUUCGGUUUUAAAAGCAGUA
Dreissena polymorpha is the source of this 1613-nucleotide messenger RNA. RefSeq lists its product as uncharacterized. The coding region runs from base 158 to 784 and encodes 208 amino acids. The transcript is spliced from 4 exons. Lineage: Eukaryota; Metazoa; Mollusca; Bivalvia; Myida; Dreissenidae. The record is from RefSeq and is a predicted model, not a curated record.